This is a messenger RNA of Cyphellophora attinorum, 1731 nucleotides long. Its product is annotated as Malonate--CoA ligase. Lineage: Eukaryota; Fungi; Ascomycota; Eurotiomycetes; Chaetothyriales; Cyphellophoraceae. Gene Ontology annotation, biological process: fatty acid metabolic process. Bases 1 to 1731 code for a protein of 576 amino acids. Gene Ontology annotation, molecular function: medium-chain fatty acid-CoA ligase activity. The record is from RefSeq and is a predicted model, not a curated record. The transcript has a single exon.
AUGGCCCUCCAUGCAGGCGUGUCUGCGUCGUUACUUAGCGCAAAGAGCACGAUCUUGCCAAACGGGCCAUUGUUCCAAAGGCUUCUGACUAUUGCACACUCGCGACAUGCAGCGACCCCUCUUGUCCACGAUUUGAACGCGAAUAUCACAGCGAAUGCGCAUGAACUGCUGGAAGCUGUUUUGGUCUUACGCUGCGCCAUUCUGGACGCCCUACCGCCAGGCACUAAAGAGUAUCUUCAGCAGGGGCAAGAAGUUUUUCUCAGUCUUUCAGCUGAUGGUGGUUACGACUUCGCUGUUGCUAUUCUUGCGAUUCUCAGCAUCAAUGCAUGCGCUGUACUGCUCAGUACGGCGAUGCCAUCGAGAGAACUACAUCACUACGUAUCCAAGACCAGAUCGCAAAUGAUUCUAUAUACGGAGAAGGGCGCGUCAGCAGCGACUCAGCUUGUCCGCGAUCACGCACACAGCCUGAUAACAUUUGACCUUCAUCGCUUCAGGACUCGUGUUGUUCAAGUUGACGCCAAUCGCGAUUUGCUACCACGUAUUACCAUUUCGCAUCUGCCACAAGCUGAUCCCAACGGACCCGGCAUUAUCAUUUUCACUUCAGGCACGACCGGACCACCGAAGGCAGUUGCCAUUCGUCGCUCAACAAUCACAUCUGGAGCACAAUCGCUGGCGGAUCAGCUUGAACUUCGACCUCGCCACAGGAUUCUGCAUACUUUGCCCGUGCAUCAUGCCACAGGGAUCAACCUGUCCUUCUUCCCUUUCUUGAUGGCAGGAGCAUGCAUCGAGUUCCACACGGGCGGCUUCGACUCGCGGUGGGUGUGGGAUCGGUUUCGACGCGGCGACUUGACUCACUUUACAGGAGUUCCCACCAUGUAUACUCGUCUGAGUCGGUUCUGGGAACAGGAAAUCGCUAAUAUGCCGCCGGCUGAACGGACAACGUAUGCUCACGGGGUAAAGCAGCUCGAAGCUAUGUACUGCGGAACUUCAGCUCUGUCACAUUCGAUCAGCCAAUUCUGGAAGUCGCUCCGUGAUGGACACCCCGUAUUGCAGAGGUAUGGCUCGACAGAAACACAGAUAGCCAUCAACAUGUCAGGCCGGGACGCACUCGAUGUUCCCGACGGCAGUGUCGGCAGAGUGUCGGUAGGAGUCGAGCUCAAAAUCGCAGGCUCUGCAGACGAUACCAACGAGGGUGAACUCCUGGUCAGAUCACCACACAUGUUUGCUGGCUACCUGCACGAUGAUGCAGCGACAAGAGCAGCCCACGACGCGGACGGCUUUUUCAAGACCGGCGACAUAGUCCAGAAACGGGGCGAGUAUUACUUCAUUCUCGGCCGAGCCAGCAUGGAUAUCUUGAAGUCAGGAGGGUACAAGAUCUCUGCUUUGGAUGUGGAGCGAGAGAUCACAAAUCUUCCCUACAUAGGCGAAGUGAUGGUGGUGGGCGUUCCAGACGAUGAGUUUGGUCAACUUGUGGCAGCGGCCGUGACUUUGCGAGAGGUUGAUGAUCACGCUCCAAAAGUCACGCUAAGCUCGUUGAGAGACGACCUUCGGCGCAGACUAGCAGGUUACAAGCUGCCGACUCUGCUUCGUAUAGUUCCUGGAGAGCUUCCGAAGAAUGCAACCGGCAAGGUCGUCAAGAAGGUGUUGGGGCCACUUUACUUUCCCACCGAUUACGCAAAAGAUUGUCAGGUUCAAGUUUGGUCCAGACGUACCGUAGUCGCGAAGAUCUAG